AUGGACCCGAGAGACACUGCCCCUGAUUCCUGGGAACAAGAGGACGAUGUGGAGGCCACAAUCGACCCAGGGCUUGAUUCAGCCUUUAAGAGCCUAAACGUGAACGCUAAACCGUUUGUGCCCAAUAUAAACGCGGCCGAGUUUGUUCCUGCCUUUGCCGUGAUAGCACACCCGGGAGAUCUCGAUUCCGCUGCUGCCGGUGAAAAAGUAUCCAACAUGGAGGUGUCACAGAGCAGUGCUCCUUUGGAGAACGGCGACGCAGAGAUGAGCACAGAGGAGCCGUGGGACCAAAAAGAGCCAGAGCCCAGCGAGGAGGAGCCGGGGGGCCGAGAGCCGGGGGAGGGGGCGCCGGAGGAGGAGGCGGCGCCGGAAACCAUGAUGGAGGAGGAGGAAGAAAUCCCGCUGCCAAAGGUUCCACUGGUCCAGCCGGACGCCCCCAAGAAGGAACAUAUCAAUGUGGUGUUCAUUGGACAUGUAGAUGCUGGAAAGUCUACCAUUGGAGGACAAAUCAUGUAUCUAACGGGCAUGGUAGACAAAAGGACCCUAGAGAAAUACGAAAGAGAAGCAAAGGAGAAGAACAGAGAAACCUGGUAUCUGUCCUGGGCGCUGGACACCAACCAGGAGGAGCGAGACAAAGGCAAGACGGUGGAGGUGGGCCGGGCGUACUUCGAGACGGACAAGAAGCACUUUACCAUCCUGGACGCUCCGGGCCACAAAAGCUUCGUGCCCAACAUGAUCGGAGGAGCCUCGCAAGCAGACCUGGCUGUGCUGGUCAUCUCUGCCCGGAAAGGCGAGUUUGAAACCGGUUUUGAGAAGGGCGGCCAGACCCGGGAGCACGCCAUGCUGGCCAAGACCGCCGGGGUCAAACACCUCAUCGUCCUGGUCAACAAAAUGGACGACCCCACAGUCAACUGGAGCCUGGAGAGAUACGAGGAGUGUAAAGAGAAACUAGUGCCAUUUCUGAAGAAGGUGGGCUUCAACCCGAAGAAAGACAUCCACUUCAUGCCGUGCUCGGGGCUGACGGGCGCCAACCUGAAGGAGCCCACCGACAUGUGCCCCUGGUACACAGGCCUACCGUUCAUUCCACACUUGGACAGUUUGCCACUCUUCAACAGAUCCAGCGACGGCCCCGUCAGGUUGCCCAUCGUAGACAAAUACAAGGACAUGGGCACAGUGAUUCUGGGCAAACUGGAGUCGGGCUCCAUCAGUAAAGCACAGCAGCUUGUCAUGAUGCCAAACAGGCACGUGGUGGAGGUGCUGAGCCUGCUGUCGGACGACGUGGAGACGGACGAUGCCGGGCCCGGGGAGAACCUGAAGCUGCGGCUGAAGGGCAUCGAGGAGGAGGAGAUCCUGCCCGGCUUCAUCCUGUGCACCGCCGAGAGCCUCUGCCACUCGGGACGCACCUUCGACGCCCAGAUCGUCAUCAUAGAACACAAGUCCAUCAUCUGUCCAGGUUACAACGCAGUCCUCCACAUCCACACCUGCAUCGAGGAAGUGCAGAUCACAGCCUUAAUCUGCCUGGUAGACAAGAAGACGGGGGACAAGAGCAAGACGCGGCCCCGCUUCGUCAAGCAGGACCAGGUCUGCAUCGCCCGCCUGCGCACGGCCGGGACCAUCUGCCUGGAGACCUUCAAAGAGUUCCCUCAGAUGGGACGGUUCACCUUACGAGACGAAGGGGGGGGUAAGACCAUCGCCAUCGGCAAGGUUCUGAAGCUGGUCGCUGAGCGGGACUGA
Molecule: messenger RNA, 1734 nt
Organism: Menidia menidia (Atlantic silverside)
Lineage: Eukaryota; Metazoa; Chordata; Actinopteri; Atheriniformes; Atherinopsidae
Source: the annotation of a GenBank genome assembly